Pseudocercospora fijiensis CIRAD86 is the source of this 1467-nucleotide messenger RNA. RefSeq lists its product as uncharacterized. The coding region runs from base 1 to 1467 and encodes 488 amino acids. NCBI's taxonomy places the organism in Eukaryota, Fungi, Ascomycota, Dothideomycetes, Mycosphaerellales, Mycosphaerellaceae. The record is from RefSeq and is a predicted model, not a curated record. Gene Ontology annotation, cellular component: membrane. Gene Ontology annotation, biological process: carbohydrate transport; transmembrane transport. The transcript is spliced from 2 exons. Gene Ontology annotation, molecular function: carbohydrate:proton symporter activity.
AUGGGCCGCUCGACAUCUUUCUACUCCUCGGCCUUCUUGGCGAUAGGGGGCUUUCUCUUCGGCUACGAUAGUGGUAUCAUCACCUCGGCCAUCUCAGUCUCGGAGUUCAUCAAAUACUUCAACAGCCCUUCCGACAACGAGACGGGCGGCAUUGUAUCCUGCUUCCAGGGCGGAGCAAUCCUCGGCACUAUCAUCAACAUGCUGGUGGCAGACCGCCUGGGGAGGAAGAGGACCAUUUUGGUGGGAUCCAUCAUCUCCGUGCUCGGCUGUGCUCUGCAGGGAGGCGCAGCAGCAAUGGCCAUGCUCAUGAUCGGACGCUUCAUCGCAGGUACUGCCGUGGGCAUGUUAACAUCGACAAUUCCGCUGUAUGCUGCUGAAAUUUCCGAGCCCAAGUAUCGAGGUCUGCAAUCUGGACUGCUGCAAUGGAUGCUGUCUUGGGGCUUCCUGGUGGCACAAUGGGUUGGCUACGGACUGUCCUUCGUAACGACCUCAAGCGUGCAAUGGCGCUUCCCUCUCGCCUUUCAGUGCCUUCCAGCCAUCAUCCUCGCCAUCGGAAUAAAUUUCCUCUCCGAAUCCCCUCGCUGGCUCGUGGAGAAGGAUCGCCAUGAGGAAGCACGUGUCGUUCUGGGAAAGCUCCGCAACACCGAUACCGACGAUAGCACUCGCCUGAUUGAUCUCGAGCUUCAAGAGAUCAUCGACGUUGUGACGGCCGACCGCCUCGCGAACCAGACUUCGUGGACGAAGAUCUUCACGAAGCCCUCAUGGCGCAAGCGACUUCUGUUGGGAUGUGGUGUUCAAGCGUUCGGGCCACUUUCAGGCAUAAACGUGAUCAACUACUACGGCCCACGGAUCUAUUCUCUAUUGGGCAUCUCAGAUCAGGUCUCAUUGAUGAUCAUCGGCAUCUCUGGAGCACUCUCGGUCGUCUAUUGCACGAUAGGUCUUCUCACCCUUGAUAGGACUGGUCGCGUCAAGCCAUUGAUCGUAAGCGCUGUCGGUCUUGCAGGGGCUCUCAUCGCAAACGCUGUCAUGGCCGGCUACAUCAACCCAGGAAAUGAGAACAUGCUACGCGCCAUGGUCGCCAUGAACUUCGUGUUCUCUCUCUUCUACACUCCGCUAGGAAUUAUCUCCUGGGUCUACCCGGCAGAGAUCUUUCCUGUAGAAGUUCGUGCCUUGGGCAAUGCGAUUACAACUUUCACAAACUGGACAAUCAACCUCAUUUUUGCACAGUUCACCCCGCACGCACUUUCGACUAUUGGCUUCCGAUACUUUUAUGUAUUUGUCGCGUUCAAUAUUAUCGCAGCGUUGGCUUAUAUCUUCUUCUACCCAGAGACGAAGGGCAAGUCGUUGGAGCAGAUGGAUGAGCUCUUCGGCGACCAGCUUGUUCCACAUGCGCUUGAAGAUCCAGAGGGCGCGGCCGCAGCCUUUGAGGGGAAGGGAAGGAUGAGUGUGGAGCACAAAGAGGUAUAA